Molecule: messenger RNA, 465 nt
Organism: Cynoglossus semilaevis (tongue sole)
Lineage: Eukaryota; Metazoa; Chordata; Actinopteri; Pleuronectiformes; Cynoglossidae
Product: coiled-coil domain-containing protein 157-like
Exons: 3
Source: RefSeq, a predicted model, not a curated record
UCGAGAACCGGACCCGUUCGUGUUCCCUCCUGGAAGUUCCCCGAUAAACUGUCCUGUCACCUGGACAUGGUGGCUCUGCUGGACGAGUACGACUUUGUGGACGGAGACGGUGCGUCGAAUCAACACUCCCGCGUAGUCCUACUAGAACUCGUGAUUGACAGGCUCCUGCUCCUCCUACAGAGCUUCGAUUUCUACACUCAGAAUGUGAGGUGCAUCCAGCAGAGAGCGCCAACCCCACAGAAAGGAUGCCCGUCAGUUGGCGCGGUGGUCAAAAACUAUUGGAGCGCUUUACUUAAUUUUGUCGGCACCGCUGACAUCAAUGGACCUCAGACAAAACCCAAAGGAUUUGACUGUAGCACCACAGCGCCACCAACACACCCAACCCCACUGCUGCAGCCGAGAACCGAAGACUCUGGUCGUCGCUCUUCUGCCUCGUCGUCUUCUGCCUCGUCGUCUUCUGCCUCA